AUGAGUCCAGAGCGUCUACAGCUGCCUCUGGAGGCUCUUCCACAUGCCAUGCGACUCACUCACUCCCUUCCCUCUCCCUCUCCUCCCCACCUACUCCCUCUCCCCCCCUCCCACACCACGUUCACCAGAAUGAGUCCAGAGCGUCUACAGCUGCCCCUGGAGGCUCUUCCACAUGCCAUCGACAGCAGCGAGCAAAAGAAUGUCAUGCUAGCAUACCGAGAACGGUUUGACAAGUUCGGUGAUCUGAUUCGCUGCCAUGGCCCUCCUUGUCCCGACUUCGCCUCUUGUGGUUCUGCCUACCCCAACGUCCAUGCGUGCUGGAACCCCCUCCUCGACGCACCUCUCCUGCUGCCCGCCCGCGCGCCCCUCAACUGCCCCAAGAAGGUCAACCUCAAGAAGCCGCGGGUUGCAUGGCAGAACCAUGACAAGACAUGCUCGCACCCCAGGGACUUCAACCCCCGAGAGCCGUCCGCCAUGCAGGUGUUUCGCCUGCAUGACGUCAUGGUGACACACAAGGGCUUUGUCUUCAAUGCCACUCACCGAUACGUUCACCAGGGCUGCAAGCGAUUCAACCCAUUCUCCUACCCACAAGGCCAGAAGGUGCAUCGGAUAAAACUGGCCUUCGACUGGGGCUACACGCAGGGAAACAACUUCUACCACUUCCUUGUCGAGGCCAUCCCCUCCUUCUUCGUCGCUGCUGCUGCACUGCCCAACCUCAGAGACAUCCCCAUCAUAGCGGAGCGCUUCCAGUGGGACCUAUACGACAGCAUAGGCCGCAUCUUCAUAGGGGUGAAUCGCACAGACAUGAGAGCCCUGCCAGCAACCGAUGGGGACCUAUUCCACGUUGACACGCUCUAUGUGCCCAUGCUACAGGAGUGUGGAGCCCCCAACAAGGCCCUCUGGAUGGAGUUGAGGCGGCACCACCUGCUGCACCCGCAGGGCCUGCCUCUCUUCCGCCCCGACUUCUCCUACCACUACCGCCCAGCGCUCUCCUACCAGCAACUCACCCACCUCUCCCCUGACUUGGUGGUGGUGCUGGCACAGCGGCCCUCAGGGAAGCGCUCUUUCACCAACGCUGAGGAGGUUAAAGAAGCGGUUCUCGCCGCGUUUCCAGCAGAGAGGGUUGUUGUGUUUGACGGGUCGCUGCAGCUCAUGCAAGGUGCGUUGCUUGCCCUUCAUGGGGUCUGGUCUGGUUCUGAGGCCCCUUGGGAAAAGAGGGGUUCCUCUUUGAGGCCUCUCCUAUCAGCAGCUCACCCACCUCCCCCUGACUGGGUGGUGGUGCUGGCGCAAUGGCCCUCAGGGAAGCGCUCCUUCACCAACUCAGAGGAGGUUAAAGAAGCGUUGCUGGCCGCAUUUCCGCCGGAAAGAGUGGUAGUGUUUGAUGGGUCUCUUCAGCUCAUGCAAGCUCACCACUCCCCCCUUCUUCCCCCUCCCCCUCCUCUCCCACUCCUUCCCCCUCCCACCCGCCUCCUCCCCAUUUGGUCCCGCCUUCCUCCCCGCUUCUGUCCCCUACUCAUUUCCCAUCCCCUCCCACAGCCCUUCUUCCCCAUUCCCGCAGCCCUUUCGUCGAACUCUGCUGUUUCCAACCUUGUCUUCCUCAUCCACCCCACUCCUCCACUCUUCACCCCCCAUUCCCCCCCUCCUCCUUCCCCCCUGUUCCCCCUCCACUCCCCCCCUCCUCCUGCCCCCCUUGCCCAACCCCCCCACUCCGCCCCUCCUCCUGCCCCGUUGUCCCCUCCCAACCACACUGCACCCCUUCUUCCCCAUUUCCACAGCGCGUAA
Closterium sp. Naga37s-1 is the source of this 1782-nucleotide messenger RNA. NCBI's taxonomy places the organism in Eukaryota, Viridiplantae, Streptophyta, Zygnematophyceae, Desmidiales, Closteriaceae. The record is from the annotation of a GenBank genome assembly.